AUGGGUCUCAUAUACAACGUUUACCUGACCUCCAACAAGAUCUUUGGGUGUAAGCAAUGCAAAACCCACCUGGCCGACUACGACGACAUCAUCAGUCGAAAUUUCCGCGGCCAGCAUGGCAAGGCAUACCUCUUCAACAACGUCGUGAACGUCACCCAGACCGAGGCGGUGGAGCGGAGCAUGACCACCGGAAGACAUAUUGUUCGCGAUAUCGCCUGUCGACAGUGCAAGGAGACGGUCGGUUGGAAAUACGACAAGGCCUACGAGACGAGCGAGAAAUACAAGGAGGGGAAAUUCAUUCUAGAGGAGGAGCUCCUGUGCGUUGUGUGCUGA
Messenger RNA from Aspergillus fijiensis CBS 313.89, 333 nucleotides. Its product is annotated as putative Yippee zinc-binding protein Moh1. The coding region runs from base 1 to 333 and encodes 110 amino acids. The record is from RefSeq and is a predicted model, not a curated record. Gene Ontology annotation, cellular component: ubiquitin ligase complex. The transcript has 2 exons. NCBI's taxonomy places the organism in Eukaryota, Fungi, Ascomycota, Eurotiomycetes, Eurotiales, Aspergillaceae.